Ruditapes philippinarum (Manila clam) is the source of this 600-nucleotide messenger RNA. Its product is annotated as chondroitin proteoglycan 2-like. Gene Ontology annotation, molecular function: chitin binding. Bases 121 to 546 code for a protein of 141 amino acids. The transcript has 4 exons. The record is from RefSeq and is a predicted model, not a curated record. Lineage: Eukaryota; Metazoa; Mollusca; Bivalvia; Venerida; Veneridae. Gene Ontology annotation, cellular component: extracellular region.
UAACCGAACCUUGUCGGGCCUUAAGAGAUACUGACAAAUUUCUCUCAUUGCUUCAAUAUACUUCAGUUUCAUUUCUAUGGUAUUUUAGUUGAAAUACUUGCUAACUUUAAUUUUUUUAUCAUGAAUUAUUUAGCGAUUUGUAUUCUUGUAUCCUCGGCAUUUAUUGGCCAUGUAUCAGCUGUAAAUUGCACAACGUUAGCAGACGGUAAUUACGAACUUGGCUGCAAGUCUUUCGCCAAAUGUAUCGGCGGUGUUGCUUCCAUAGUGGACUGCCCGGAACAAAUGGUGUAUAAUAACAAUACAGGAUUGUGCGACGACGCCAAGAAUGUGUCACCCCCAUGUGGAAUGCUUAUUGACUGCACGAGCUCACCGGACGGACGUUAUGCUGAUAAAGACCAGAACUGCAGGACAUGGUACACGUGCAAUAACAACAAAUUUUUAGGACAUAAUUUCUGCCCUGAAGGGACCGUGUUUGACGAAACCUUAAAUACAUGCAACUGGGAAAACGCAGUACCACCACCAUGUGGAACUCUAAAAGGGAAAUGAAAACCGGACAUGUCAUUUUAGAAAUUAAAACUCAUUUUUAAUGUAAAUUUCUUA